AUGUCGGUGUUGCAAAUAAACGGCGGAUGCUCAGAUGUUCUGGAGGAGCAAAAAUGUGAUGAUGAUGAAAUUUUAGAAAACAUGGAUAAAAAGUCACUAGCGAACGCCAGAUGCAAUAGUAGCGGCGGUAGUAAUGUGGAACCGACAGAGCAGCAAUGCCGUGAAGAGAGAGAAGAAGAGAUCACAUCACGUCAUGGUAGUAAAUCAGUGAGGAUAAGUGAUACGGAAUCACAUUUACUGGAGGCAAUUAAUCCGCUUAAGAGACGUGCAUCGAAAACGCCAUUGGAUGAAGAAAACGUUCAACGGAAGAAAAUUGCGAAUAGUUCGCAUCAGUCCAUCCAAAUUACGCUGUUUGAGCAAGAGUUUUCUUCAGAAGCAAAUUCAGAUGUUCGUCUCAGUACCGAGAACAUUUCUCCUGUGCGAAUGGAAGUGGAAACCCGACCAGAUGACGAUGUGAAUAAGCAUGCGGAGCCUGCAGCAGACAUACCAAAUCCAGAAUAUCCGAUGGAGGUCGAGCGGGAAUCGAACUCUGAAACUUUGAAACAAAAUGAGGAAGCCGAUUUAGACAUAUCCGUCGAUUCUGGUAAUCCGUCAGUAUCGGUCGAUGCUUCCGCUGGGCAAUUGCAAGGGUACCCAGAUGAGGAAUUACCCAAAACGCCGAGAGCUCCAAAAGAGAUAGAAGAGCUGCGGGAAGAAUGUGAAGAUAAACAGCGCGAAAUCGAGCAAGAACAUCGGGAAGAUCCCAAAAACAAAGAUGUUCAAGAAAAUAGUAGCAGCAGCAACAGCAGCUCCAGCUCAUCCGAGAGCUCAUCAUCUUCAUCAUCGUCUUCAUCGUCUUCAUCAGAAAGUGACAGUUCUGGCGAUGAAGCCGAAGAAGGCGAUGCGCCAAUGUUGCCACCCCCUCACCAAUCAACUCCAGUGUCAGAACGAUCUUUGGUUCCGCAGUUAUCAGGCAAAAGGCCAACCUCAAAUGAAACACCUAUACCACAGGCCGACAGGCAGGCACCGCCCUCUGGUAAUGAUACUUCGGAGGACAGUUCAAGAGAUAGCGCUACUAUGGAAGUAGACGAAUCUGCAGAUUCAGAUGAUGAAAGACGUGGCCAAAGAGAAGAUGAAGCGAAAAUUACGCGCAGCGAAGGCCUAAAGUUGUCGAUAUCUUUGAAACGUUCGUCGGCUACCGUUACGCCAUCUACGAACGAAGUUCAAGCGUCUAUAACUCCAGCAAAACCGCAGCCUUUACAACCGGUUGAUUUCAGUAAUAUCCUGAAGAAGGGAUUAUUAUUGCAUGAAAGCAAAGAAUUGAUUAAAAUUGACUACAACCAGGUACCAGUCAUGAACUAUUCUCAGCAAGUUUCGUCUCCAUGUGAUCCGACUAUCACUCAGACGUUUAAGGAUGCGAGAAACCUAAAACCUCCACUAUUGCAAUAUCUCUCACCUUGGAGCAACGAUACCGUUGGGCAGAGCGAUGGAAAUAUGCUGAAUAACACCCUAAUAUCAAAUCGUUUGGUCGGAGGACAACUUAGUAACUCAGUUCCAUUGCUGGCACCACCAACCCAGGAUGAGUCGUCGGACACCAUGGAUGAAGACAAUCGCUUAGUAAUAGCCGAGAAGCAGCGCCGCUACCGGAAGAAAAACAACACGAAUAAUACCCCAAGUGCAGCUCAGCAGCAAAAUCUGUAUCAGCAGCUGCAGGGAUUGCAACAGCAACAGAUUCGCGAUAUGCUAAUGCACAAUGUUAGCGGAAAUUUCUAUUCCAAUUUGAAUUUUUCUUCCAUUGGAACAAUGCCAAUGAAUAAUAUAAACAAUACUUACUCAUUGAACAACACCUCGAUGGCUGAACGAUUUUCAUCCUUGCUGGAAUCCGCAAAUAUGGUGUCCACGCCGAAACCAACGAGACGAAAGGCCAACAAUAGUAAACGUUCUACCGAACGAAGCAAACGAAAGCAACCGAAAUCCACUGCAGGUGUACUAAUCGAUGCCCCAGCUUCUGGUGAAAUGUCGCUUCAGCCCUCGAAGAUUGCCCCUACUAACUCGUCCAAGUCCAAAAAAGCAAAUCAGAAUACUAACCUUCAUCAACCCGUAAUUUCGCAUGUUGUAAACUCGCCUGUCAUGCAAAAUCAGCAGUCUAUGAACCGACUUGAUUCAACUUUAACGAGCUCGCAAAAAGAUCCUGUAAUACCACCAUCGGAGAAAAAGAAGGACAAGAAAAAAGUAUUUCUUUGUUCUCCGUGUGGAACGCAGUAUGAAAAUUGGAAUCUGUUCCGGCACAUGCGAGAGGUCCAUCGGAAGCACAUCUGUCUCUAUUGCUUGGGUAUCUUUCAAUCAGCCGAACGUUUGGUGAGUCAUCUAGGGACAAAGCAUGGCGUGAUGAAGAAACAUCACGGCAGUCUGGACGAAUAUCUCCAGCAGACCCAAGAGCAUAAACGCCCAUUGGAUGCGGGUGGAGUUGUGGCCGUUUCGGUUAACGUUGGUCAACAACCUUUCUAUUUGAUGUGCUCUCGGUGUGAACAUAUGUUUGAUAGCAGUCCGAAUGAAUUGCGCGAGAAAGAGGAGCAAUUCCGGGAGCAUGAUUGUGCCAACUAUCUGGAUACUUGUGCAAACUGUAAACAACUAAAGUUUCCGAAGCAUCGUUGCGAUGGAGCACACCUCACUGGCGCUGGUGGUAAGAAAAAAACCGGAAAAAAAUCUGUAAAUCUAGGAGGAACAGCGACGUCCGAUCAAAGUUGGGCAGUUAACGGAACCCCAUCGGGAGGUGUUGCUAAUGAAUCGCCAAAUCCAGCGUUAAAUGUUUCCCAGAAAGCAAGUGCGCAAAAGAAAGCUAACAAAUCUGUAGGAAGGAAACAAGCAAAUCAACAAAAGCAAAUGCAACAUUUAAGUGUAGGCUCUAUCCUGGAGUCACAGCUUCUCAAGGAUGCAAAAGUUGAAAUGGAGCAAGUUACGAGCCUUGCAAUCACAGAUAGUACUGUUUCAAAUCAUUAUCCAACGUCGGAUUUCGUGCAAGCAAGUGCGACAGCGAUUCAUCAUUCCGCUCCAAACUAUCCGCAUCUAGCUAUGAACGGAGAUCCUCCAACACACGCGGAAUUAGUCCAUCCUAUCGCUUCAACGACACCUCCUCCAAAUGAAGGUUCGGAGGUUUGCGAGGCCACUCACACUUUAACGGCGGCAGAUCUACUUGAACAUGAGCCACCACCACCACCUCCACCAGUAACCCCUCUAGUGCCAAAGUUAAAGGUUAAAAUACCAAUUCAGUAUCUGACACCGAUGGAAAGCGAAGAAUCGUCCACAACCAGUGAAGAUGAUGAAGAGGAUGAUUAUGAGGUUGAAGAAGAAGAAGAAAAUGGUGAUGACUUAGAAGAAACAAAACCGACAGAUAAUCAGGCUGAUAUGACGGAUGAUGUCGGAGCCACCAAAAGUGACGCAGCUGAAGAACCUGCAACAUUAAGGGACGAUCAGCGAGAGCCGCAAGGACCGUUUGUCGUGAACGAUGUAAGGAUUCAUAACGAAACAAAAGAGCAGGAAUCAAUGGCCGUGAGCGAAGAAAUCCCGGAAGAUGCGGUGGCACAAGAGCCAAUUCCCAUGGAUAUAGAUGAAACUCUCAUGACCGAACGGCGAAGAGAUGUUCCGACGUGCAUACCAUCAGACGCAUCCGGAUCCGUAGAAAGCACUCCAUCAUUGCAGCCGUCAUCUGGAUCUUUAACAGAGAAUGUCACAGCGCCCACAGAAUUAUUACCAACGCAUUCGGAGUUGUCUAGCCGACAAGAGCGGGCUUGUCUAGAAACGACAGAUGGGACGAGUGAAAUGGAUUUGACAAAGACGGAAACACCAAAUGCAUCGGUUCCGUCUCCUGUUGUUCCACAGGAAGCAUUUGGGUUUAGCAUCGGCGCAAAUGGGGAAAACGCAACACCAAAAAUCGAGGGAACUCAACCGUCGAGCGUUGAUGAUUCGUUGAUGGGAGAGGAGCUAGCAUCGCUUACUGCUCCAGUUGUUAGCUUAUCUUCCGAAGAAAAUCAGCUAGAAAUUGCAGAUAACGAUUCGCAAUUAUUUACGCUGUCCCUGGAUGAACCUUUGGAUCGAAUCGCAAUUCGUGAAUUUAUUCGAAUUUGCCUUCGAGUGACUGUUCCGUAUUGUCUGUACUGCAAUCAUGCGCGGCGCAUAGCUGUGUGUGGCCACCAGCUCGUAUGCCACAUCAUUGCGAAACAUCGGUUCCAGGCAACGGUGAACAGCAUUACUGGAGAGGAACUUUUGCCGGACACAAUAUUGCAGCGAUUUCGAAGCUCCUUAGAAGAGCUAAGCAACGAACGUGCGUACCUGAAUGUGGAGACCUUUGACAACACCUGGACGACGGAGCAACGAACGGCAGAACCGUUUGUGAAGCAAUUCGAGUGCUUUCAGUGUCGCUUCGGGACGGUGGUGCACAAAGAACUGUACCUGCAUAAUCGCAAGAUGCACCAGAAGUCGGUUCUGUUUUGCAUGAUGUGUAAAGGGAAUUUCUACAGCUACAGCGAACUGCUCUGUCACAUGUGCCCGGGAGUACCUAACCACACAGCCAUGCUGGACUACACGUACCGGUGUUGCGUGUGUAAUGUGGAUGGUAUUCCGUCUGCAUUUCGCUUAAUGGUGCAUCUGCGGAAGCGUCAUUUUGCGUGCGACAUCUGCCUGGAGGAGUGCCACGAUCAGAGCCGCCUUUCGAACCACGUGUGGAAGCACAAACUGCACCAUCUGUGCUAUCGAUGCGGUAUAGGGUAUCGCAACAAGGCUGACAUACUAAAACAUCUGUUCUGGAAGCACGGAACCGAGGGUGUGCUGUGUAAGCGUUGUUUGCAAAAGAAGUGGCCGCACGUGUACCACUUUUGUGUACCGCCAGCGCAGUUCGUCUGUGAAGUUUGUCAAGCAACGUUUAAUCGAUCGGUUGCGCUGAAAGUGCACCGGCGACUCCACAGUGGCGAUUCCAAGUAUCCUUGUACGGAGGAUGGCUGUGAAAAGCGCUUUAUAUCGAAAAAGUUGCUUCUGAAGCACGUCCAACGGCAUUAUGCAGGAAAGCCAGAGGUGGACAUAGAGGAGGUUGCUGGAAACCUGAAGAAUCUCCCCACCGGACCAUGUGAACAUGAUGGCAUCGAAAAACCAACAUUGAAUGAAGGAGCCGGGUUGGUGGGUGGAGAUGAGCAUCAAGAAUCGAGAAGGUUAAAAUCAGAAAUCUCCAGUGACGUAAUAGAACAGAGUACGGAAAAGCAUCCGGAGUCAACGAUGGAGGUAGAAGACAGCACCGAAAAAGUAGCUUCAUCCUCAGAAGGUACUUCGGAUGCAGUAACGAUUAAACAAGAGAGCGAAGAGGCAGUAGACAAAUCACAGACGGCUGGCUCGAGCGAUGAUAAAGAGACCGAUGCUACAGUUGGCAGUAAAGAAACGGCGGAUGAAUCUGGCCAAAAAGUAUCCUCGAAGGAAGGAGAAGGUGAUGGAGCUGGUGCGCUUUUAGUGACGACCGAUGAAGCUAUUCCUACGAGAAAAACUAAGAAAAAACGAAAGAUGAAAGACGAUUCGAAAACAGUGUUGGACUUGAUGAAUCUACCUGCGCUGAAUCUUUCAGAAAGCGAUAGCAGCGACGACUCUGAUAACGAAAACUCGAAUGCCAGUUUCGGUUCAAAGUGCUACACUCUGGGCAACAGGCGCUCUAGCGAAAUGAUAACUGAGCUAAAUGAAGCCCAUGCCGAUAAGCAGGACGAUCCAACAGACCCGUCGUGUUCACAGGUGAGAGCAAAUGAGCCGCGAACGGAGGAGGAACUUGAGCUUUCGAAGUCACCGAAUGACGGUCAGCCAAAAAUGGAUGGGGCCACGAAUGAAGAGGAAUCCGCAGAAGCCGACAAUGAAAAGCUAUCCACUGAGCUGCCUGCUGCGCUUGAUCCGAUCGCGAACAUUUGGGAUAAUUUCAAACGAUAUCAGGCCAACCAUCGGACAACCAGCCGUCGACAGUCUGCCGAUGAAGAGCAACGUUUGGAGGAUGAAUUGGUGGAGCGAAUGCUAAAAACUACGAUACUGCACGUAUCACAAUCCGACCAUGACUACUGCAUGAUGUAUAAGCCGUUUUCGCCGGAUUCAGAUGGGUUAACAGAAUCGCAAUCGAAGUUACAACAAGAGUCCUUGCUGUUAAAGACCGAACGUGAGUUGGAGGAAUGUGUGGAGGAAGAUAAUUCAAGACUUGAUCAAACGACUAAAAGAUCCAGUAAACCAGACCCAGACGAUUCAUCGGACAGUGACGAUAGUAGUAAUUCAGAUUCUAGUUGCAACUGUAGCGGGAACUGUAGUUGCAGCUCGAAUUCCAGCAGUAGCUCUAGCGGAAGCUCCGAUGACUCCGACAGCUCGGAUGAUGAUGAGGCGUCGAAAGGAGGGAAUAAGGUAUCUGCCACGGAGCGGGUGAAGAAGCGGGAAAAGGAUGGGCCUACAUCUCGUAUAGAAACCGGCAAGAGUGCCAAUAAGGAUACCAUCCGCAAUGAUGCGGAAGAAAUGGAAGCUUUGCCCCCGCCAGAACCACCGGAACCGAUUGACCCGGACAGUGUGAUCGUGGAUUCCGAUCUGCAAACGGACGAGUCGGAAACGGACGAAGAGUUUUACGAUGAGCACCCGCAAAAGCUGGCCGAUCAGCUGCUGGCGGAGAAACGGCGCCAGUUGUUUGCCCAAACGGGUGCCGGCAGUUCCAGUGGAAGCCCCGGUGGCAUGAUGAACUACGGCAUAGUGGAAAACAGCAGACCCUCGACGCCUUCGUUGCCUCCGGAGGAGAUGCAGGGAAAGAAAAAGCCCAAAUUGAAGAAGCGUAAGCGCGAACGGAAGUCCUCUAAACGACUUUCAUUGGCGACGAAUGCUGAUGCCUUUGCAGAAGUGUCGGUGACCACUAGCGGGAGUGCAAUGACAAUGGUUGGUGCUUCUGUCGUUGUGCCACAUCAUACUAGCUCUGUUUUCCAGUGGCCACCAGGCGAACAUCAAGUAUGCGGGAGCUUCGCAUCUAACGCGACGGUAGAAUCAGUUUUGACUACUGGCGUUGCGCACUAUUCUCAACACCAGCACUUCUCAGUGGCUACCCCGUUGGAGGUGCAGGCCGGGCCUCCGGGAAAUUCUGUCCCGGCGAUGUGGAUCGGAGGGAGUGAAUAUCUGGAUCAAAUCAACGCACCACGGCUGAGCACCGGCAAUAGUUCGGAAUCGGAUGCACCCUUGAAGCGUUCGCAGCGUAGCCGAAAGCCGAACAAGUUUUACGGUUACACCAGCGAUGACGAAAGUGCGGCCGCUUCUCUUCCCCUACCAUCCGGUAUACCGCUGUCGACCAAUCCGGAAAAAUCGAUCCUGUCCCUGAUGAAACCCACGCCACCGCCUAAUUUGGUGUGGAGCAAGGAGGAUCUUCCUUCACCGCCAGCCAAACUUGGCAAAGCGUCCGGAACAGGUGGCGGGAGUAGUAAAGUGGCCACAGGACAUCGGCGCAGUGUGGAUCACCUGACACCGGUAUCGUCGAGACGCAAUUCUGGUGUGAGCGGCAUGUUGCAGGACGACCCUGUGGCUCCUUUGGCGCUACCUACGGCAUUAUUCGACCAGCUGGCGACUCCGGUUACGAUGGUGAGCACGCUCGUACCAUCGAUCAACGCUAGCACUCCCUCGGACCAGCAUCAUCCUCCGUUGCCAAAGUUGAAGCUCUCGCUGGGGAAGAAAACUCCCCGCGCGAUUCUGACUCCGAAGGGUGCGAAACAAGGCAACACAAAUCGGCGCCGGAAGUCGACGCCGAAAACACCGAAACCCAGAACGCCCAAAUCGGCACCACCCAUCGUUGAGAGUCCUGCACCGGCGCCACUACAGCGACCCGUGGACAUAGGACCGCUGUCGGCCCCUAUCGUACCAACGGCCGUUGGUAAUGUCGCUACGGCCACGUACCUACCACCCAUCCUUGACACGCGACCCAAAAUUCCCCCCAUCGGUUCGUUCCCGAGCAUCCAGACGGAUCUGUUCCGGCCGAACCAGAUCCGUGUACCGGCUGGCUGGCGCCCGCCGAAGGAGGGUGAAUCGGUCUACUGCUAUUGCCGCGCACCGUACGACGAGGUGUCCGAGAUGAUAGCUUGCGAUGAUGAAAACUGCCGCAUCGAGUGGUUCCACUUCGAGUGCGUCGGGAUCAUAAUGCCACCGAAGGGGAAAUGGUUUUGUCCCGACUGCAAACUGCGCCAGGUACAGAUGGGUACAGUGCUUACGGACGGCCAGCUUGCGUCCACGGGAACAUCAGCGCCGACGGAGGAACAAGCGAUGUCCUCACUGGCACCAAAUGGCUCUAGACAGCCCGAAUCGUCGUCCUCCUAUAAUCUUUGGGGUCAGGCUCCGUAAAGACGGACGAGGGUUUGAAAGAUGUUAAAGGUAAAACACGCUUAUUAAUUAAACACAAGGGGUUUGCACACUUGGCCGCUCGGUGGCGGUAGUUGGCAUCCAUUGUUUAGCUUUACGUUUCGAGGGAGUUUAGUUUAGGUUAGGUAAGCUACUGUACUUUUUUGUGGUAGGGCGGUUGGCUUAUGAUACACGAUAGGUAACGAUAGUGUAGCAUUAUCGGAAAUGAAUCGCUACUGCCAGGCUGGUGAGAAAACGAGUCGAAGUCCUCGAGAACAGCAUAUAAUAGUCGGUUCCAUAUACCAAUAGUCAUCAUAAGCGCGCACUUGUUUCAUGGUAGUAUGAUGUGUAGUGUGCACAGCAGCAUUCAACGUAGAUUUGUGUGUGUGUGCGCGCACGUGUGUGUGUACGUGCGCACACGUGUGUGUGUGAGCUGUAGAAACUCCUAGCAGAGUGAGGAAGCGAAUAAUAAAAAAAAACAUAAUUGGCGUUUACUUACUACUUGAGGUAUGUACAGCAAAAGGGAUGUGGACGACAAGGAUGUGGAACCAUGGGAGCACCGUAGUGGCAGAUAGCGAUGCCGAAGACCAUGCGUUUUUAGCAAAAGCAUCCCUUCGCGUGGAGCUAGCUUGUCUUGACGGCAAAAUAUAGUCGCUUUCCUUCUACGUGACCCGGACGUUGCGGCUCAGGAUACAGCGCCGAAGAAAAUGGCGGGGCACCGUAGCGAAUAGUUGAGCUAGAAACAGGAAUGCUUGAUCUCUGCGCACUGUUUUUGUAAGGGAAUAAAACUGUACAGCCAACGCUUGGUGGUUUUCUGUUUUCGGACGGAAAGAAAAAUCCGCUUAUAUUGUUUCACUACUAGACGGGAAAGAACGCGGUUCGAAGGAAGGGCCGAUUCGUCAUGAACAGUAGGUAAUGCGCAUUUUUUACAUUCGUCUAAGCUCUAUAUUGUCACACCGUGGGGUAUAACAUAGCACACAGGAAGCUGUAUGCAUAUAAAAUAAUUCAACUGAAAUAUCGCCUACUUCAUCAGGACGCAGCCACAGCUGCGGUUGCUGCGCGAGGGGUCCUUUUUGGUCAUUCACAACGUCUUAUGGUAUGCACACACAUGUCUAGUCUCAAGUCGCAGUUAAAUGUAAAAUAAUCGAGUAUACUUUAAAC
Messenger RNA from Anopheles nili, 9507 nucleotides. RefSeq lists its product as uncharacterized. Gene Ontology annotation, molecular function: RNA polymerase II cis-regulatory region sequence-specific DNA binding; DNA-binding transcription factor activity, RNA polymerase II-specific. NCBI's taxonomy places the organism in Eukaryota, Metazoa, Arthropoda, Insecta, Diptera, Culicidae. The record is from RefSeq and is a predicted model, not a curated record. Gene Ontology annotation, biological process: regulation of transcription by RNA polymerase II. Gene Ontology annotation, cellular component: nucleus. The coding region runs from base 1 to 8349 and encodes 2782 amino acids. The transcript is spliced from 2 exons.